AUGGACACAGCAAUGAAAAUCAUUGUUUACAGUAUUAUAUUACAAGGUGUUUGGUGUAAGGGGUUCAACAUCAGUCUCCCAGAGAAGAUUGAAGCUCUGAAUGGAUGUAGUGUGAUUAUUAAGUGUGCAUUUGAGAUUGAAGAAAAAUAUGACCAAGACCUCUCUGAGACUGCAACAGGAGUGUGGCAUAAAAAUGACACUAGUCUGACAGAGCAUGUAGUGUUUAACUCUAGCAGCAAUAAUCACUCAAUUAAAGCGACUAUAACUGGAAAAUUAAAAGCCAAGGACUGCACCACUGUCUUUUAUAAUGUAGAUUCAAGUCACAUUGGCAAAUAUUUCUUCAGGCUUGAGGGUAAUGGUGGACUGAAAUGGACCUACACAAAAACCUCAGUUUCAGUAGAUGUUAUCAACUCUCCUCAUAACCCCACAGUGAAGUUGUAUGUGGAUGAGAAGGAGGUGCAGAGUCAGCAGGAGGUGUUGGAGGGGAGCUCUGUGUGUCUGUCCUGCUCUGCUGAGACUCUCUGUUCCUCUCCUCCAGCAACUCUCACAUGGAGCUCCACUUCCAGACUUCCCUUCAGUCUACAGGAGAAGCAGAAUCAAAAUAAACUCAUCUCUCAUCUCAAAUUCACUGCUACUCCCCUUCAACACACAGCCACUUUCACCUGCACUGUCACCUACCAGCUACAGGACAACAACAAAACAGCACACAGCAACCUCACAUUACAUGUUACAUAUGCCCCUAAAAUCUCUAUCUCGUCCAGCUGUAACAGAACUGAUGUAACCGUGUGUUUGUGUGAGGUUGAUGGGAAUCCCUCUCCUAAACUGGUGUGGCAUCUGUCUGGACGUCCUGUCACUAACUCUACAAUCAUGUCCAUCAGUGAAGAACGAUUGAGCAGCACAGUUUUGAGGAGCUUCAUCACUCUACAUCACUCACUCACACACACAUCCACUGUGCAGUGUGUCACCACAAACACUCAUGGCAAUGACAAACAACUGUUCCAAUGGCUUCUCUAUGCUCAAGACAGAGGCAUCAAUAUUUUGUCUGUGCUGAUUGGAGCUGCUGUUGGGGUUUUAGUGGUCAUGGUCGGGUUGACUCACCAAAGCCUCCUCAUCGCUGUCAAAAUGGCCAUCACUGGACAACUCUUCCUCAGUGUCAACCUCGAUAACACUGUCGGUGACGGCGGGCGGCAACAACGCAAUGUCCUCUUCAAUUUCUUGGUUGACGUUAUCCUCACCUAG
Messenger RNA from Xyrauchen texanus (razorback sucker), 1239 nucleotides. RefSeq names its product Schwann cell myelin protein-like. NCBI's taxonomy places the organism in Eukaryota, Metazoa, Chordata, Actinopteri, Cypriniformes, Catostomidae. The record is from RefSeq and is a predicted model, not a curated record. The coding region runs from base 1 to 1239 and encodes 412 amino acids. The transcript has 7 exons.